GUCCCCUCGCCACACACAGACCCGCUCACGCCCUCUCUCUCCCACCACUGGCUCUCUGAAUAGCAGCUCCAUCCUCCUGGCUUGGAGAGAGAAGCUCUUUUGUUAUUCAAAUCACACACUCCAGCGUGUGGCUGAGUGCAGCAGGCAGGCUCCAGCCACCCGAUUUUUUUCCUCCUCCUGCUAGCGGAUGAGCCAGAGCAUUUCUGGUUUCCUGGUCGAAGGGGCUGUGCCAUCCCUGGGCUGUUUGGAGCGCGUGGGAGUUGGUGCUUUGUUGCCCCUCACCUCGCCUUUGCUUCCAGCUCCAGUCUGCCUUUUUCUGGGCACUCCUCAGCCUGCAAGCUGGCCCUGCUUUCAGACCUUCCUCUCUGCAUGCUUUCUCUGCCCCGGCAUUUCCAUUCGGACGGCGCUUGUUGCUGAUUUGCAAGGUUGCCAGUAUGGGCUUUUCAGAACCGUAUUAACCGGCCGAGCCUCUGAGCAUUCAGAGAACGGGGGUGGGAGGGGGGGAAGCUCUGUCUUCUUCUUGGAUAUUGUGAUCUUCAAGCUUCAGGAUUUCUGAGCCGGCUCUCUCCUCGAGGGUAGGGAGCCAGGAGCAGCCCUUGGCCAUGGAGGUGGGCAAGAUGACCGUCAGCAUCAAUAAGGCCAUUAACACACAGGAAGUGGCUGUCAAGGAGAAACACGCCAGAACAUGCAUCCUGGGAACCCACCACGAGAAAGGAGCUCAGACCUUCUGGUCCGUCGUGAACCGACUCCCCCUCUCCAGCAACGCCGUGCUCUGUUGGAAGUUCUGCCACGUGUUCCACAAGCUCCUCCGCGAUGGACACCCAAAUGUCCUGAAAGACUCUGUGAGGUACAAGAACGAGCUGAACGACAUGAGCAGGAUGUGGAGUCAUCUGAGUGAGGGCUACGGGCAGCUGUGCAGCAUCUACCUCAAACUGCUGAGAACCAAAAUGGAGUUCCAUACGAAAAACCCCCGGUUCCCAGGCAAUCUCCAGAUGUCUGACCGGCAGCUUGACGAGGCGGGAGAAAACGACGUCAAUAACUUCUUCCAGCUGACGGUGGAGAUGUUUGACUAUUUGGAGUGUGAGCUGAACCUGUUCCAGACGGUAUUCAGCUCCUUGGACAUGUCUCGCUCCGUGUCGGUCACUGCUGCUGGCCAGUGCCGGUUGGCCCCGCUGAUACAGGUGAUACUGGACUGCAGCCAUCUCUAUGACUACACUGUUAAACUCCUCUUCAAGCUGCACUCCUGCCUCCCCGCUGACACACUACAGGGCCACAGGGACCGUUUCCUGGAGCAGUUCAGAAAGUUGAAAGAUUUGUUCUAUCGCUCCAGCAACCUGCAGUACUUUAAACGGCUGAUUCAGAUCCCACAGCUCCCAGAGAAUCCUCCCAACUUUCUGCGGGCCUCGGCUCUGUCGGAGCACAUCAGUCCCGUGGUGGUGAUCCCGGCUGAGGCCUCGUCCCCAGACAGCGAGCCCAUCACUGAUCUAGUGGAGACGGACACAGCGUCACAACAGAGCUUGUUUGACAAUAAGUUUGAUGACAUCUUUGGCAGUUCGUUCAGUAACGAUCCUUUCAACUUCAGCAGUCAGAAUGGGAUGAACAAGGAUGACAAGGACCGGUUGAUCGAGCAGCUGUACCGGGAGAUCAGUGCGCUGAAGGAGGAGCUGGAGAACUUCAAGGCAGAGAGCCAUCGCCUAGGGGUGCAGCUGAGGGGCCGGAUCAGCGAGCUGGAGGCAGAGCUAGCGGAGCAGCAGCACCUCAAGCAGCAGGCCCUGGACGAGAGCGAUUUCCUGCACACCGAGCUGGAGGAGCUGAAGAAGCAGUGGGAGGACACUGAGAAAGCCCAGAGGAGCCUGACGGAGAUUGAGAGGAAGGCGCAGGCUAACGAACAGCGGUACACCAAGCUGAAGGAGAAGUACAGCGAGCUGGUGCAGAACCAUGCUGACCUGCUGCGCAAGAACGCAGAGGUCACCAAGCAGGUAACGGUAGCGAGACAGGCCCAAGGCGAUGUGGAGCGGGAGAAGAAAGAGUUAGAGGACUCCUUCCAGCGCGUGAGCGAGCAGGCCCAGAGGAAGGCUCAGGAACACGCAGAGGUCUUGGAAACCUUGAAGAGAGAGCUCACAGCCAGCAAGCAGGAGCAGCAGGCCCUCCAAAGCACUCUGAAAUCCAGUUUACAGUCGGAAGCAGAGCGUAGCACCAGGACAGCGAGCUUGGAGCAGGAGAGGGACACCCUGGUGGUGGCAGUGGCCCAGCGCAGCCAGGAGGUGGCGGCAUUGCAAACCGAGUUGCAGCAGCUGAAGGACACUCUAGACAGCGAGAAGGAGAGCAGCAGUAAAACGCUGGAGACACUGCAGACCCGGCUGGGAGAGAAGGAGAGCCGUGAGCAAGCCCUCCAGCAGCAGCUCCUGGAUGAGCAGUUUGCCUUGCUGCAGUGCACGGUGCAGGAGGCAGAGCAGAUGGUGCAGGACUCCCUGAACCGACUCGACGACCCCGCCCACAUCAGCUGCACGAGCUCUGCAGAUUAUCUCCUGUGCAGAACGUUGGCUGCCUCCGACUGCAUAGAGCGGCUCCAGGGCGCGCAUGGCAAAUACCUUUCCAACCGCUCAGACGUAAGCAGCCUACUGCCAUGCGUGGCCCUGUUUGCCCACCUCAUCAGCGACACCAUCUUGCAGGGCAGCGCCACCUCCCACAUGGUCCCUAUGGAGCCUGCUGACCUGCUGUCGGAGAUGUGUAAGCAGUGCGGGAGCGAGGCCCUGAGCUACCUUGGUGCCCUGAAAGAUGAGGCCUCCCUGGGGGGCGCCGACUGCACCGCCGUGAGAAACUGCCUGAGCCGAAUCAGCGCCAUCGGAGAGGAGCUUCGGCCCAAAGGCCUGGACGUCGAGCAGGAGGAGCUGGGGGACCUGGUGGACAAGGAGAUGGCAGCUACGUCAGCAGCUGUCGAGAUGGCAGUUGCCAGGAUAGAGGAUAUGCUCAGCAAGUCUCGGGCUGGGGACACCGGGGUCAAGCUGGAGGUCAAUGAGAGGAUUCUGGGCUCCUGCACGGACCUGAUGCAGGCUAUCCAGGUGCUAGUCCUGGCUUCUAAGGAUCUCCAGAGGGAGAUUGUGGAGAGCGGAAGGGGCGCAGCGUCCCCCAAGGAGUUCUACGCCAGGAAUUCCCGCUGGACGGAGGGCCUGAUCUCAGCGUCCAAAGCCGUGGGCUGGGGAGCCACCGUCAUGGUUGACGCCGCUGACCUGGUGGUGCAAGGAAAAGGCAAAUUCGAGGAACUGAUGGUGUGCUCUCAUGAGAUCGCGGCUAGCACUGCCCAGUUGGUGGCUGCCUCCAAGGUGAAAGCGGAUAAGGACAGCGCUAACCUGGCCAGGCUCCGGCAGGCAUCGCGAGGAGUCAACCAGGCCACCGCCGGGGUGGUGGCCUCCACCAAGUCAGGGAAGUCUCAGAUUGAGGAGAAAGACAGUAUGGACUUCUCCAGCAUGACACUAACUCAGAUCAAGCGGCAGGAAAUGGACUCGCAGGUGCGAGUGUUGGAGCUGGAAAACCAGCUGCAGAAGGAGCGCCAGAAGCUGGGAGAACUCCGCAAGAAGCAUUAUAAGCUAGCGGGCGUGGCGGAGGGCUGGGAUGAGGACGCUGCAGAGUAGCUUCCCACGCCUGAAUCAGCGACCCACGGACGCCCCUUCAGUUGGCCGGGACCCAGCUUGGUGCAGCUCUUACUGAAGAUACAAAAUAAACCGGUGCAAAAUCCGCCUUGAAGCACAUGUCCUCUGCGUUCCCAAGGACCCUCCUCCAGCACGCCCGGCCGGGCAGCCGCCCCACCCUCGACUGGGCAAGUAGAAAGGGCGGAGGCCUGACGUGCCCAGAGCCAUGGCAGCGCCGGCUCCCCACAGCCACGGGACACAGACUCUGCCCGCGUGUUUAGCGCAGCUGCUUUGGGUUCCGACUGUAAACCUCGGUUCGCUCUUGCACAGACUCUGAACCGGUUCUGCCUCG
Molecule: messenger RNA, 3981 nt
Organism: Trachemys scripta elegans
Lineage: Eukaryota; Metazoa; Chordata; Testudines; Emydidae
Gene: HIP1
Product: huntingtin interacting protein 1
Exons: 31
Coding region: 603-3632 (1009 amino acids)
Biological process (GO): endocytosis; actin filament organization; clathrin coat assembly
Cellular component (GO): presynapse; actin cortical patch; clathrin-coated vesicle
Molecular function (GO): clathrin-cargo adaptor activity; clathrin light chain binding; phosphatidylinositol-3,5-bisphosphate binding
Source: RefSeq, a predicted model, not a curated record